GAUCAAACGCGCAUUGCUGAUCAAAGUAAGUUUUUUUUGUAUUUCAUAUAUACGAUAUAUAUAUAUAUAUAAUACCAAUGAGCUCAACCACUAUAAUAGCAAGCAAGUCUGGGAAACCAUACCUCCGACCAGAUACAUCCAAGACCUAUGAUUACGUUCCUUUUACCCCCGCUCGAAAAUCGAAUUUUUUCGAGAGACAAGUUUCGAGAUUUUCGGCUGAAAUAGGCUUUAACCUCAUGAAGCCUUUUGAAAAGUUGCUGUGCAUUAUUAUUAUUGGUGCCAUGAUGCUUAUACCUUUUGCUCUUUUCACUUUAUUAAAAAAGUUUUAUUUUCUUACACUUGCGGGAACUUCGUCUUUGUAGUGAUAGGGGCACACAACCGAUCGGAUGCACGUAAGCAUUAAGCAUGUUCCACCACAGCCGAGAUACUUCAUUGAAUAUAUUAUGCGUACUUACGCUUGUGAAGGGAAAUACAAUGCAAAGGGAAAAAAUCUACGUGCUAUAAUGUUCUUUUUUGAGGAUUAUAUUUGAGAGCAGAAAGGUGAUGCUAAUUGUUUAAAUGGGUGGGUAGCACCCCUAAUAAUAAGUUUCACAAAUAUGAUUCCUCUAACUAAAACGGUAGAAUACUUUUUGGCGAGAAAGUCAAUCAGCAAAA
This is a messenger RNA of Phytomonas sp. EM1, 654 nucleotides long. NCBI's taxonomy places the organism in Eukaryota, Euglenozoa, Kinetoplastea, Trypanosomatida, Trypanosomatidae. The record is from the annotation of a GenBank genome assembly.